Photinus pyralis (common eastern firefly) is the source of this 7030-nucleotide messenger RNA. It is a transcript of the gene rut, whose product is annotated as Ca(2+)/calmodulin-responsive adenylate cyclase. Lineage: Eukaryota; Metazoa; Arthropoda; Insecta; Coleoptera; Lampyridae. The coding region runs from base 400 to 6315 and encodes 1971 amino acids. Gene Ontology annotation, biological process: cAMP biosynthetic process; intracellular signal transduction; adenylate cyclase-activating G protein-coupled receptor signaling pathway. Gene Ontology annotation, molecular function: adenylate cyclase activity. The transcript is spliced from 20 exons. Gene Ontology annotation, cellular component: plasma membrane. The record is from RefSeq and is a predicted model, not a curated record.
UCCUUUCCUUAGCAGUAGUGAAACGACAUUGUAGUGUGGUUCUUGCGUUUUUCUCUUUGUCUUCCGAUGCCUUUAAAGAAAAUGAUAAAAACCGUCGUGUAUUUCGAUGUUAAACGCGAUAAAAUUAACGUAAAUUAAUGCACUGUGCCGUUUUACGUUGACUCUGUGUUAUAAAUCGUUUAAAUAUUAAAGGGUUGUUCGUAGGGUGUGUAAAAAUUGUGUGAAUGGAAUGAACCCCCGUUUUUAUUGGAGGAAUUCCUGUUUGUUUUCGUAAAUAAUUAAACGUGCAAGGAAGAUGAAGCUUUUCGGGAUUUACUGAGGAAGUUUUUUGUUGCAGUAAAAGUGAUGGCACGUCGACGAAAACUGAAGUACUCCUGAGCGCUCAUCACACUCCCAGCCAUGGAUCACAGCGUGAAAGCGAUGACGUCGCCCAGGCUGCUGGGCAGACUCCUCAAUCCGCAUCGUUUCGAAAACGACGAACUGGAGCAGCUCUACCAGCGUUACAUCUGCAAAUUGCAGCACUCGAGCGUGGUGGCGGUCGUCGCGCUUUUCGUUCUGCUGACCGCCCUCUUGGCAUGUUUAGGACUCGGUUACUCGCACGCGCCGACCACUCAAAACAUCUACCACGCGGCGCACUGCAUCCUCUUCGCGGUACUUUUGGGUUUCCUGCAUACUCGGUUCAUGCAGGACGCGUACCUGCUGUGGGUUUGUUACGCGGUUUUGUUUUUUCUCGCGACGUUCUGCGCGGUCGCGUUGCCUUUGUAUUUUUCGAGCGCGACGGCGAAGGUUGCCGCCGAAGGCACUUGGCAAGUUGUUUUCGUUGUUUUUUUGGCGUACGCGAUGAUGCCGUUAAAGGCAUGGAUAGCUGCCGUGUUCGGUUGUUUACUAUGCUGUGCCCAUGUUGCCGUGGCUUCCGUUUUUGCGAAAGGAUUACCGGAUCUCAUGUGGCAGCAGUUGAUCGCGAACGUCCUCGUUUUUAUGUGCGUGAAUAUCGUCGGAAUAUUUAUGCAUAACCUCAUGGAGCACGCCCAGAGGAAAGCCUUUUUGGAUACACGGAAUUGUAUAGCGGCCCGUUUGGAGAUGGAGGAUGAAAAUGAAAAAUUGGAGAGGCUUCUGCUUUCGGUACUACCCCAACACGUAGCGAUGGAGAUGAAAAACGACAUCAUUUCGCCCGUGGAAGGCCAGUUUCACAAAAUCUACAUACAGAAACACGAGAACGUUAGCAUUUUAUUCGCCGACAUCGUCGGGUUCACCGUCUUGGCAUCGCAGUGUACCGCUCAGGAGUUGGUACGGUUGUUGAACGAACUAUUCGGAAGAUUCGAUCAGUUAGCAAAUGAUAAUCAUUGCCUGCGAAUAAAAAUUCUGGGCGAUUGCUACUACUGCGUUUCGGGACUGCCCGAACCCCGAUCGGAUCAUGCACAUUGCACUGUGGAGAUGGGUUUGGACAUGAUCGACGCAAUUGCGAGCGUCGUCGAAGCGACCGACGUACAGUUGAACAUGAGGGUGGGUAUACAUUCGGGUAGGGUAUUGUGCGGCGUUUUGGGGCUACGAAAAUGGCAGUACGACGUUUGGUCGAACGAUGUCACUCUCGCAAACAACAUGGAGGCCGGUGGAGAACCUGGGAGGGUACACAUCACUCAGGCAACUCUUGACUACCUUGGUGGAGAGUAUGAGGUAGAAGCGGGAAUGGGCGGUACUCGAAACCAGUACCUGCGAGAUAACAGUAUCACCACUUACUUCAUAGUGCCACCGGCGAGAAGAAGAAAGCCACUCUUGUUCAACACGCUGCAGGUCCGGUCCGCUCUUGGUGCCGCGCAGAGAAGAAAGCUGAGCUUCAAGAACGUCUCGAACGUCGUCGUCCAACUGCUUCACUCGAUCAAAUACUCGAUGGAGGUUCCGUUCUCCAACAUGACCAUUCAGUCGUCGGACGCGAAGAACAGCAACACCAGGAAGGACGCGGUGCUAGACCUUCAGAGGAUACUUCAUGCGGAGCCCACCUCCUCUGGUCCAUCUGAGGACCUUUCAGACAACACUGGCAGCGAAAAUAAAGUUACAGAGAAAUUUAAGCGGCCGUUUAAAAAGCGACAUUCGAGCGUUUAUCACCAGCCCUCGAACAGAGUCAAUAAAUAUCUGGCGCAGGCGAUCGAGGCGCGAAGUGUGGACCGUGAGAAAUCCACGCACGUUAAUUUAAUUUCGCUGUGCUUUAAGGACAGACAGAAGGAGCAUCACUAUCACGGCGAAUUGGAUGUCGGAUUCGGCUCAUCUCUUGUGUGCGCUUUAGUUCUGUUGGUGCUACUGGGAGGUCUCCAGGCCGUAAUCCUUCCGAGGACUAUUAUUUUGCUAUUACUUUUUCUAACUGCUUUCGUGUGGAUAUCCGUGGUGCUUAUGCUGCUGUUGGCCGUUCGACUGAGGUGGAUUUUAUGGGACAUUUCGCAUAGUUUUGCGCUGCGUCUCGCCAUCACUGUGUUUACGAUUGUGCUGGUUUAUACAGUUGCGCAAGUCAAUGUGUUUACAUGCUCCAUCUACUCGUCCGAGAACGGGACUGUAAAUGGAAACAUUUUCGAAAGGGAUCACAGGGCCUGCCCCCUGCCUCAGUACAUCGUGCUAUCCUGCGCUCUUGGAUAUUUAGCGGUCGCUCUAUUCCUGCGACUCCCCAUCUUGUUGAAGAUUGCCUUACUAAUAAUUAUGUCGACGGUAUACGUUUUGUUAAUAGAGUUGUCGCAUAUUAAGCUAUUUUUGACUUACGACGAAGUUGUUAACUCAGGAAUUCCUGGCAUACCCGCCCACGUCGUAAGCGUCGUUGAAGUUCUAAUCUUCGUAAUAGCGGUGUUAUUGCACGGCCGUCAAGUGGAAUGGACUGUUCGUCUCGACUUUCUCUGGCAAGUACAGGCGAACGAGGAAAAAAGGGAAAUGGACGCUUUGCAACAUUCUAAUAAAAGAAUAUUGUUUAACUUGUUGCCUUCACACGUCGCGACGCACUUCCUCGAUAAUCAAUUUAGAAACAACAUGAAUACUCUAUCACAGGAACUCUACCAUCAGAGUUACUCUCGAGUAGGUGUUGUCUUUGCCUCGAUUACAAAUUAUCACGAAUUCUACACGGAACUCGACGGUAAUAAUCAAGGAGUGGAAUGUUUAAGAUUGCUCAAUGAAAUCAUUGCGGAUUUCGAUGAUCUGUUGAGCGACGAACGAUUUAAGGCGAUCGACAAGAUUAAAACGGUCGGGUCGACGUAUAUGGCGGCGAUUGGGCUCAUACCAGAUUUGCGCAUCCUAGAUGACGACGAAGUAUCUGCGGGUACGUUGCUCAGUACUUUGGUAGAGUUCGUAUUUUCGAUGCGAGAGCGACUUUUGAACAUCAACGAGAAUUCCUACAACAAUUUCAUGCUGCGCGUCGGUUUAAAUAUUGGCCCCGUGGUCGCCGGCGUUAUUGGCGCGCGCAAACCUCAGUACGACAUUUGGGGGAAUACGGUUAAUGUGGCAAGUCGAAUGGAUUCGACGGGGUUGCCCAAUCACACCCAGGUGACUGAGGAGGUAUAUCAAGUACUUAAAGGGUACCCCUACGAAUUUCAAUGUAGGGGAAAGGUGAAGGUGAAAGGUAAAGGUGAUAUGACGACUUAUUUCCUUACCGAUCGCAAGCAACCCGGUACAAUUAGAGUGGAUGAGCUGCCUAGUUUUCGAGCUGGAGCCGUAGCUUUGAACAACAUGUACGGGGGUGUAGCGACACCGUUGGCCCUUCUCCACCACGGAGAAAUAAAUGGCCGAAUGAAGCAGCAUAAUUCGUUCCAAAAACGUACCAAUAGUAGAGAAGAUACUUUUAUUGGUACGAGAAAUCCACCCCGUUUACCCACCUUGCGCGAGAGCAGUCACAAGGAACGCGAAGUACUGGUUAACGGCUGCGAGGCUGACCCACUGCUUCCACCGGCUGCUCCAAAACUAGUGAAAAAUGUAAAGAAGUUCUCCCUAGAUGAAAAUUUACCAACCCCCCCACUCCCGCCGCACAAAAACCAUUUUCAGCAGAUUCAGAGACAGUAUUCGCAACCACAAGAUAUGAACAUGAAGUACAUUCCGCCAUGGCCACAAGGGCAAAGUCCUUACUCGGUAGUAAGCAGGAGUAGUGUUGAUAACGUGAAGCCAUACUUGAAACCCCUUCCGAAGCCGCCGGGGAAAGAAUCACCUAAUCGACAUCAUCGAAAACAAAUCAAUGAACCGCCCCCGCCUCCCUACCAUGUCGUAGUGCAACCCCCUCAUCAAAGAACGCCCGAGCGAACACCCGAAAUUCUACGAAGUAAACUACAAAACCGGCACAGUCCCCUCCACAACCGCAGCCCUUUGCACAACCGAAACAGCCCCCACCACAACCGCCACAGUCCUCUACAGAGGCACUACUCGGACGAAAGCAUCGGAGGGUUGUACAACACCGGGCCGCCUCAAAGAAUACACUCAUCCGCCGACGAAAUAAGUUCCUUAAAUCACUCUCCGAGCAUUAGCAGCUCGGAUGAAAGCUACAGUCGCACGACCGACGCGGAUGUCUCGCCGUGCGUCUCCCCACCGUUACCGGCCGAACCGCAACAGUUCCUGUUUCCGUCGGACAUCCAGGUGAACCCGUGUUCGUCGCCCGAAGUGUCGCCCCGUGCUUCCCUAGAUUAUAUACCGCCGAACUGUUCGCUGCGGAACAAUUCCAACGAACGAUCGGCGAAACGAAGCAACCUGCCCCCGAACGCUCUCAUCGCUCUGGCGGGUAACGCGAACACCUUGGAUUCGUCGAUAAUUACAAGUCCGCCGGUUUUGGACGGCGAAGAAAGCGGCAAGGGCGAGAGCUGCGCCAGCUUCGAAUUUAUCGGACGAUCGAAACAGAAAGCGAUCCCCCUGAUGAAGGCGUACAGUUCCAAUGGCGCGGUGACGCGUGCGCAGGUCCAGAAGCAAAACCGCAGCAUGGAAAAACGGGCCCGGAACGAUAGCGACUCGGUGCUGGAAUGCAACAAAUUCAACGCCAACUGCAAACGAUCGCCGAGCUUUAAAGAAGGCGAGGGCAUCAAGGAUUUACUGAUUGACAAAGGGGAUUUGUACAACAAAUCGAGCUCGGAGAAGAUUAAAAAGGACGGUUGCAGUCAAACCGACAAAAAAGACAUGCGGCGAAUGCACUCGUCUCCGACCGGAGUUAGAGAUACUCCAUCUCCGAAUACCAAGGUGAAUAACACCGACGAUAAUAUCGCGGGUCCGUUUGAGAGAGAAAUACAGAAGCUUCUCGAGGAGCAAAACUUAUUGCAAAACAUCCCUCCGAAAUACGAACUGACCCCUCAAAAUAAAGAUCUCGCCUUGGAACCGCUUGUGAGGUACGCCCCUCCUAAUAAUAACACGCAUCAAGUAGGUCUAGCCGCCAUUCAAGCUCUUGCUCUGGGUUUACGUUUGAAUCCAACCGGUACUGUCACACUGCAGUGUAUUUCGCCGACCCGAGCAAGCAGCAAGGAGGGAUCGUUGAAGAGAGGUGCUCCUUCACCUGGUCCGUCCGAGUGCCAUAAGCAACAAAAGGUUUCACCUUUAGACAGAAUUCCGAAGCUCGACGGCGACGUGGACAAUGACUGUGAUAUGCCCGACGAGAUCCAUGAGUGCGAAGACACGGACAUAGAAAGCUUCGAGCGCGACGAGAAGCGUAUGGAAGAAGAAGCGGCAAGGUCUGUGGACAAAGAAUUGGUAAACUCACUAUUGGCGAGCGUUAAAUCUGUACUAACCGGCGAAAUUUUGCAGGAGGAGGAAGUGAAAAGACUGUUAGAGGAGAAGGUGCAGGAGAAAUUGCGUAAUUUAGAAAACGGGGUGGCGGGCCAGGGCCAGAACGAAGGCAGUCAGUCGGAGUGGAGCGAGGACGAGGAAGGCGGCGCUUCGGAACCUUUACUUAACGAUAGGGAGUCGACAGGUUACACUACCGACGAUCCCGCCUUGGAAAACAUAUCAAUGAUACACGAAACGGGAUUAACGGAUGCUGAAGGUGCAUUGAGUGAUGUAAAUUCAGCGUACAACGAUAACAAUCACGACGGCGACAUGGACGACAACACCAGCAUGUCGUCGCGCGCGUCGUCGCGAAUAUUCGACUCGGACGCGAUGAUGUCGCUCGACUCGCUGAGCGCCCUCUACGAUUCCGAAUACGACAACUGUUACCGUACAGACGACGACUUAAACGCCGUACCUGACCUAGAUAGACUGAACUACUUUUCGGUGCCUGCCAACGACGUACACCUUGCGAAUAUUCGAUCGAUGAGCGAGAGCAUAACUAGAAAUUUCGGACAGCCUCGUAGUGAAACCGAUCCAGACAGUGACGUUUGAGAUAAGUGAACGAAAACGGUACAGUCGCCUCAAAUAUUUUGUGAAGUAUUAAUACAAUGUUUUUAUAAUCAUUAGCGAUUAUGUGGUAGAUCAUUAUUUCAAAAUUGUGAUUUAGUUGUUAACGGUACUUGUGCAUUUUAUAUUACAUAUAAACGUUGUAGAUAAAAGGAAGAUUUGGAAUUGUGCCUCGUCACUUUUGGUUGAAUAUUAAAGUUCUUGUUUUUAAUCUUUCCACUUGUUAAUAUAAAAUUUAUUACGCCAUGGUGCUUUUAGCAUUAACAAGAACUGACAUUUUGUGAUUUUAAUAUAGGCAGCUCAUUUUAUUUAGGACUCGCCAAACAUCACUCAUUGUACAAACCAAAGAUCACAUCAGAGAGAAAAAAAAUUUUAAAGCUGUUAAGAGUCUAGGAUCAUAGUUUCAGAAAGUUUUGUACUCUAGAACUUGCAAUAAUUUUUAUUGAUGUAAUUAGUACAUAUUUAUUUUAGAUGUAAGAUUGUGUUACCAAUUCUGCAAUAUGAAGUGCUUCUACUCUUUUUUAAAUGUACUUAAGCUAUAAUUUUAUAUUAUCAACUAAUUAUUUUAUUUUACUUAAAACUGUACACAGUACAUGUUUUAUAAUGGGCGUGCGUCUGCCAAAAUGUUUGGCAGUGUAUGCUCGUUAGAGAGUUUUCUGUGAUCACUAAUAACACUAACUCUAAAUGUAGCACUUUUUAA